Mercenaria mercenaria is the source of this 3461-nucleotide messenger RNA. RefSeq names its product myosin-VIIa-like. Gene Ontology annotation, cellular component: cytoskeleton. The annotation marks the transcript as partial. NCBI's taxonomy places the organism in Eukaryota, Metazoa, Mollusca, Bivalvia, Venerida, Veneridae. The record is from RefSeq and is a predicted model, not a curated record. The transcript has 9 exons.
AAAAUAAAGCUAUACUGAUAAAUGUGGCCUACUGGGAUUAUUUCUUUGACGACUUGUCACAUAUACAAAAAUAUUACACAAGACAGCACCGAAAACACGCUACUGACGACACCCCAGUCCCUCCACCGCAACCACCACCAAUGUUGAUAUUUAUGAAGAAAAUCUGGAUGAAUGCAAUACCUGGUCAGGACAAACUGGCGGACAUAAAAUUUCAUUUUCCGCAGGAAAUGCCCAAUUAUUUGCGAGGAUAUCACAAGUGCUCUGCCGAGGAAGCUGUCAAUCUCUCCUCGUUGUUGUUCAAAGCCAAAUAUGGAGAGGAUAAGCAACCACUUGACAACCUGGGGGACCUCCUCACUCACUUGAUACCAAAGUCAGUUUUCAAAGAAAAGACUCCUGACAAAUGGAAAGAGGAGCUGCAUGCUAGUAUAUCAAAGUUAAAGUUUCCUACAAAGGAGGACGGAAAAGUGGCAUUUUUGAAAUCACUGCAUAAAUGGCCAACAUACGGGUCGGUGUUUUUCGAAGUAAAGCAAAGAAGUACAAAAUCAAUGCCAAAACAUCUUCUUGUUGCUGUUAGUCACAAUGGAGUGGGGCUGAUAGAUGCAAACACAAAGGAAGUGAUUGACAUGUUUAGUUUCGACAAAGUUCCAAACUGGGCUUUCGACGACUACUCGUUCACUCUAGUUAUAGGAGAGGGCUCGAGUUUAUCCAAACUGUAUAUGGAGACUACUGUGGGACACAACAUGGACGACCUCAUCAUGACGUAUGUUGGAUACAUAAUGAACACACAGAUCAAGAAGAAACCUUCGUAUGCCGGGAUUGUCGUCGGCGAAUCAUUCGCGUGAAAUGUAGACACAUCCGGUACAUGGAGAUGGUCUUUAUUUUCAGCGAGAGAGCAGGGAUUAUCUUACUUCGGUUUUUAAACAGUCCCCGGUGUCUGUUAGCAGAAAGCGUAGUACGAAAUCCGAGGACUUAUUGUGUAUUGUCCGGUUUACGUGAAAUUUUACGCUCCUGAAAAUUCCUCAGGUUGAGUCGAUUAAAUCGACCGCUCAGCAUUUAAGGGUAAAGUGUAGGACCAUGAAUUGUAGUCCCAGUAUAGUCAAAAUAUAUAAGGAGCAAUCUUAUAGAAACUUUAGCAAUGCUUUGUAGAUGAAAAUGACAUAAACAAUAUUAUGAAGUGUGAAUGAGUAAAUGUUCCAAUGAUACAGAACCUGUCAUUUCUGAUUAGUUUAAUGUACACUGGUGUUUUAUGUCUUUCUUGUGCUUAUCAUUGGUCUUAUUAUAGCUCAUUUCACUGGCAUCACAUAAACGUAUAUAUGGAGUUCACAGUUCAUACACAGACUUUACAUAAUUGUAUAUGUGUAUUCUAUCAUACUAUAAUAUUAUUUUGCGUUUUUCUUCCGCACACACAUAUACGGAAUUGUUUUUUUUCUAUAGCUGCGUUUCAACGAUUUUGUACAUAUGCAGUAUAUUGCAAAAUUCUAUGUCCCCGACCCUCUCCCCAAACUCCCUCAUCAGCGGAUUCGUAUCUCGUGAUAUUUGAAAAUAAGAUUUUCUAUCCGCUCUUGGAAACUUGAGGCAAACUUGGUCUAAUGGUGGCAAAGAAAGAGUUUUGCAAAAAUGUACAGUUGAAAUUAGAUAUCUCGAAAUUGCUUGCUGUCUCAAAGACAUUUUCAAGUCCUGCCCAGAAAUAAAGAGCACCAAAUAUCAUUUUCAGUCAAAUUUCGGUUAUCUCGAAGAUACACUCGAUCCCUUCGAGAUAUAACAAAUUUCAACUGUAUAUAUGUACAAAAUCAUUAAAACGAACCUAUAUACAUUGCUCUUGUUUUAGUUGUGGAUAAAUUGUACACAGUAAUUUGAAACUUAUAUUGGCUUGCAUAAUAUACAAUAUUUAAUUCAAUGUUCUAUUUAUCCAUUUCAUAAGGCGGUUUUACAUUGAUAUCUCAUUGAAUAGCAGACACUCAGUACCACCGAUAUAACACGUCAUUAUUUAGUGUCUCAGAUUGUUAAAUCAUGGGCUGAACGGAGAGCUGGCGUAUCUUCUGCUUUAUGUUACAUGACUUACGUCAUUUUAUCGUUCAACCCGCAAAACAUCUCUAUAAUGUUUAUAUUCGUCUUUUUAGGCCCUAUUUUUUGGGUAGUAUCCGCUGUACAUCUCUGGCAUUUUUAACUUGACAAUAUUCACUCAGAUCCUGGUAGAGUGUAUGAAUAUAUACAAUAUGUAUGUAAAAAUUAUAUAUCUCACAUAAACUUUAUCAGACAAUGUUGUCGUCCGCAUUUGUAAAACGUUUGUUAUGUGUUAUUUUCUAUUUUUGUGCUAUGCAUUAUAUACGAGACUUGUUGACUGUGCAUGUAAUUAUCUUUCAUGUUGAAUCUCGAGAUAAAAUCAAAAUACUUACAUUGAGCAAUAUACGUGUGUUAGGUGGUAUUGGUGUGUUGACACUGGCACCAGACAAGAAAGAAAAUGCGACUGGUGCAUGUUGGAAGUUAAAUUACUAGUUGCUCAAUAUGCAUAGUACCCAUUUGUCGAACUGAAAAAUGUACGACUGAAAUGGGCUAAAUUGCAAGUAAUUUUUUUUCGUUGGGUACCGCGGUUUUUAUAGUAUAGGAGUAGAUAUAACAUGUACAAUGACAUUUUUUUUUCUACACUGGUGUCAGUGGUUUAGGUUGUGCACACGGUCUAUGUCGUUGUUUUAAAGCAGUUACUGUGUUAAUGUUUAUGGCUGCCAAGUUUGAAUGUUUGAAUGUGCAUAGCAAGUUGGCAUAGCAAGUGUGCUUAGCAAGUGCGUAUAGCAAAUGUGCAUAGCACGGAUGAAAUAUGUGCGGACUGUUUUAAAUAAGACCUAGUGCAGACAGAAAAGUCACGUGAUAAAUAUUUACGACAAUGGAAGGCACGUCUUCGUUCCUAUCAACUUUAGAUAAUCUCUAAGUGCUGGGUACAAGAAUAGUGUAUUAUUUAAUUCAUUUGACAGCAAUUAAAAGAUUACUUUGAAUUUUUUAGAACACUGUUCUUGGCAGUUAAGAGAAUAUGGCCCACUGGGUAACUGUAUCAAGGCUGCAUUGUCAAUGAAAGUGACAUUGAGCAAACUAUUAUAACAAUUUGUUACAAACAUAUAUUACCCUUCGAAAAAUAAGGACAAAACAAAAACAAACGAGGCUUCCAUAACAAUAAUUUAUCCAUUGUCUAUUCAAUAUUGUGCAAAAGUCAGUCCGAACUCUCGUAUACUGUUGCGACUAGCCUCUGUCAUUUUACAUUAAAAAGCAGUUAUUGUCGUAUAAAAAUAACGUUACGUGAACUCGCAGUUCACUUGCAGAUGUUUCCCAUUCCGCUAAUACAUAGAAAAGUCUUACGUUCAUAAGUGUUAUAAAGUACUGAUUGUGUUGAAGAUAUGUUAAAUGAAAUAUUAAUAUACAUACAUAAAGAUAUUAUUUAUUUACACAAUUGUAAUAAAGAAUACAUUUUA